This is a messenger RNA of Besnoitia besnoiti, 2109 nucleotides long. RefSeq lists its product as uncharacterized. The transcript has 12 exons. The record is from RefSeq and is a predicted model, not a curated record. Lineage: Eukaryota; Apicomplexa; Conoidasida; Eucoccidiorida; Sarcocystidae. The coding region runs from base 1 to 2109 and encodes 702 amino acids.
AUGCUCAUUCGUCGUCCCGAUCUCGAUGGGAUUUGUCUGAGCCGUCUUUUUCUGGGGGCGGCCGAGAGCAGACUUGGAGCCGCAGCAGUCUGCACGGCGGAGGAGGCCGCGGGCGGCGUUCACCGGCGUGAAGGGCUCCAAUUCGCUCAAGACAGGAGACAGGAGCCGCGCCAUGGCGGCGAGUCCUCUGUGGCGACCGUGGGGGGAAGGAAGGUGGCUGAACAGGAAGUGCGCUGUUUCAGCGUCUGCAGUCUUUCAGAGCAGUUUGGCUUCUUCCCAGGCCUCGAAAGGAAGUCGACGUCGUCUCUCCUCCCCGACUUGCUCGCGCGCAUCUGCCUCCGCUUCGCUCCCCUUUUCAGCUCGCUCCUUUUCUUCCUCGGCUGUCUGCCACCCGGCCCGUCGGGUUUGUUUUCGCCUCUCUUUCCGCGUGUGUCUCGACCUGUGCGCCGGUCCUCUUUUCGAUGCUUCGCCUCGUCUGCCACGCCCCCCGCGGCUCGCGCAGAGUCCAGCAGCGGCGGCGAGCUCGCGGAGUUGCUUCGCACUGCGCAGGAGCUCUCCUUCUCGCGUCCGUCUCCGUUUCUGGCCUCCUCCUCCACCUUUGCCUCCCCUUCCUCCUUCCGCGGCUCUCUGAGGUCGGCAUCUGCAUGGAGGUCGGCGAGCUCCGCGCCAACGAGCCUUUCUCCGCCCUUCAACGCUCGCCUUUCGCCGCCUGCCUCGGCCUCGGCAGCUUGUUCGCAUGCAGCGACUUGGGAUGAGGUACUUUUUCAGGCGCACGGGAACCUCGCGCGGCUCUCGACUGCGGAGCUACUCGUGCUUCUCGACGCCAUGGCUCGUUUCGGUCCUGCGUGUCUUCUCUCCUGCGCGCGCUCCAGGCGAAGACGUAGGGAGGCGAACGCCGCGCCCUCGCCCGCGGGGGAAGGCCCUGUCGGUCGCGAGCCCAGCGCCGCCUUAUCGCGUUCUCAAGGCGUCCGCGCCUUCACACUGGAGCAGCAGGGCUUUUCGGUGGAUUUCCUCGAGGCUGUUCAGGCGCAGGCGAUCGGGAAAGUCGACGAGUUGAGUCUCGAGGAAAUUGCCGCGUUCUCAAACUCCUUUCAGCUCCUCCAAACUGGCCACGAGCGCUUCCUCGCGGCGGCGAGACAGAGGCUUCUAGCUGAGCAAACAGUCGAAGAAAAAGAAGCCGAAACAGCUGAGCCCACGCUCGCCGGCGGAGGCCUCGGCAACGCGUCCUCCGAUGGAGACUCGCAGGCAGAAGCGGCUUCAGAGCCUUGGCGGCUCCUGCGACUUUGGCACGCUGCGGGCGCGCUCGGUCUCGCCGCGCCCGCCCUCGCUGUCGCUGCUGUGGAGUGUUUCGCAGGGGCUGCGGGCGCCCAGCGCAGAGUCGCGUGUUCCACAGAAGACCUCGUGUUUCUUGUGAGAGGUUGCGCGAUGCAUCUCGCCCGCCAGUCACUUCUCCUCCCUGUAUCUGGCGGCGCAGCAGAUACGCCCGCGGCGUCGCGUCCCUCCCUGUCUUGUCUUGGUGCUUCCGCGUCGUCGCUCGCCUCCGCUGCAGCCGCAGGCGAAGGGCGACGAGAGGAGAACGCGACGGAGAGAAGCGAAGAGGCAGCCUUUGACUGGAACGUCGGAGGCUUGCUUCUUGACGCGCUCGCGCAAGUCGAGGAACGGGUCUCCAGCCUCGACGCUCGCUACGUCAUCCUUCUCUUUGAGGCGCUUGCGCUGGUUUCCUACGCGCCGGGCUCUCUCGUUGACAAGGUGCUUCGCACGUGCGCGCUCCCGCGAGUGCCUUACAUGAGGCCCGACGAGAUCCUCGGACUUCUGCAGACGGUGGCGGCCCUUGACGUGCAGUUCGAUGACCUUCUUCAGGCACUGGGGGAGCGCGUGUCGCAGACUCUUCCGCAGUUCGAACUGCCCGCCAUGAUCCAGCUAGCUUUGCACUUCUCUGCGCUCGACUUUCCUCCAAAUCUGCUUCUCAGCGAGGUCGGCGCGCGGCUCGAUGAGGCUCUUGCAACGUGUGAUGAAGAGACUCUGCGCCAGCUGCAGACGCUCUUUGAACGCUACGGCCUUCCACCGGAGAGGAUCGUCGCCCAUCUGGACGGGCAGCUCGCGGGGUAA